Erythranthe guttata (spotted monkey flower) is the source of this 1257-nucleotide messenger RNA. Its product is annotated as UPF0496 protein 1. The record is from RefSeq and is a predicted model, not a curated record. Lineage: Eukaryota; Viridiplantae; Streptophyta; Magnoliopsida; Lamiales; Phrymaceae.
AUGGGCGGUCAGGCGAGCAGACCAAACCGGAGCAGCAGCACGCGCCACCGUCCGCCGCCGCCGCUCGCAGCCGAGUCGCCAUCUCGGACAAUCUCCAACCCCAAUUUCAAUUCAAUUUCCAAUUCGAACCCCUCCGACGCCGAUAUAAGCUCGUACGAAGCCGCCUGCCGUUCCGAUCCCGAUCUCAGCUCCUUCGACGCCGCCAUUCACCGCCGCACCAGCGCCGCCAUCAACUCCAUCGCCGCCACCGUCGACGCGCGCUCCCUCUCCCUCGACUCCCUCCGGCAAGUCACCGAAACCCUCCUCGACACGAAUCAGGAAGUCGUGCGGAUCAUCCUCCAGAACAAAAAGGACAUUUGGAAAAACCCGGAAUUAUCGGAUCUCGUCGACGAUUACUUCGAGAACAGCCUCCUAACCCUAGAUUUCUGCACCGCCCUCGACGCGUGCCUCAAACGCGCCGCCCAUAUAGAGUCCGUCGUCAACAUCGCCCUCCGUAAAUUCGAACACGAACACCACAGCACCGCCACUCCCGAUAACAAUUACUCGUCAACUCUGGCGGAAUUGAGGAAUUUCAAUGCGGCGGCGGCGGCGGAUCCGUUCGGCGAGGAAUUUUUUAGUGUUUUCAAUUCUGUUUAUUCGAAGCAGAUUGUAAUGCUGGAGAGAUUGAAAUCGAAGAAAUCGAAACUCGAUAACAAAUUAGGUAAACUGAAAGCGUGGAAGAAGGUAUCGAAUGUGAUAUUCGUCGUCACAUUCGCCUCUGUUCUGAUAUGCUCGGUGGUGGCUGCCGCUCUCUCCGCCCCGCCGGUGGUAACCGCCCUGGCGGCGGCGGCGGCAGUUCCGCUAGGGUCGAUGGGGAGAUGGAUCAACUCGUUGUGGAAAACGUACGAGAAUGAUUUGAGGGGGCAGAGAGAGAUAAUCGGUUCGAUGCAGAUCGGGACUUUUAUAGUGAUUAAGGAUUUGGAAAGUAUAAGGGUGCUUGUGGAUAGGUUUCGAAUCAAGAUCGAGGGUUUAUUGGCCAAUGCUGAUUUCGGGACGAGCGUGGAGGAGGAGGAGGAGGGUGGGGCGGAGGUGGCGUUGGUGGCGGCGGUGGAGGAGAUUAGAAAGGGGGUGGGUGAUUUUAUAAAGACGAUACAUGAUUUGAGCGAGCAUGCGAAUAAGUGUAGUCACGAAACGAGAAUGGCGAGGACUUUGAUUUUGAGGAGGAUUAUUAAUCAUCCGAAGAAUGAUUCGAAUCGGGAUGUCGGUAUGUUUUCUUGA